Branchiostoma floridae (Florida lancelet) is the source of this 1445-nucleotide messenger RNA. RefSeq lists its product as uncharacterized. The coding region runs from base 8 to 1057 and encodes 349 amino acids. The record is from RefSeq and is a predicted model, not a curated record. The transcript has 8 exons. NCBI's taxonomy places the organism in Eukaryota, Metazoa, Chordata, Leptocardii, Amphioxiformes, Branchiostomatidae.
CCAGAAGAUGUCUACGGCAAAGGAGAUAGAAAACGAAAGUGCAUUUGUCGCACCUUCAGACGUUUCCAAGCGAAACUCCAAAGACAUAGACCUCUCUGCUGCACUUGCGUCCAUUCAACUUACAGGGAAGGAGCGGACAGCUUCAUUGGAAUCUGGAUACGCAACUGAAAGCUCCAGUCGCCCCACCAGUGGCUUUGAUUUUGACGGAGCGCCCCAGCCCUCUUCCGGCCCGACAGUGCUCAGCGCAUCGAGCUCCGGCAACUCCACUCAACCCACCAUCAACUACUUCACUGUGCAGAUAACGGGAACAGCAACCAACGUGCAAAUUGGGUCUAACAACAUCAUGGACAUUACCAAAGCUAAGGGUGACAAGAGGAUGGUGCCACUUUCAGAGGAUUUCAUAGCGACCCUCGUCUCAGUUCACGAUCCGGCGGGGGAGGAGCUGAUGUUCCGGCGGCUGGCUGACGAGUCGUACCGGCGGGAGUACGUCAGGAGGAUGAGGGAGCAGGACGUGCCGAGCACUAUCGCGGAGGUCGGGCGGGGAUGCAUAUUCCUCAACCUACAGGUGGAAACCCCUGCGGCUGCGCAGAAGCUGCUGGAGAUGUGCCGCGACGGAAGUUACCAGCGGAUCCUGAUGGAGACAUUCCUGCCUGAGUACGUCACUUCCGGGAAACCCAUGGAGAUGAGUCUGGCCGUGUCGGUGAAGACCCCGGAUGUCCCACCAGUUCGGGUGACCAUAGUGGAGGAAAGUGAGACCGACCCACAGGACAAAGUUACGGUCAAGACUGACCAGCUACAAGCGGUGAAGACAUUAUCUGACAGCCGGAACUCAGACGGAAUCUCCUCAGUGGAUGUCCCCGUCCCUGGUACAUCCACCACCCGAGCCAAGUCACCUCAGCUGCAGCGGCUUGUAGCUACUGAGGGCCGGCCGAGACAGACCAGCUCUGACUCUGGUCUGGGCUCUGCUGACUGGGACACUGACGAAGAGACUUCUCGAUUCAAGUUCCCUGUCAAGCCGAACACUUCCAGACAAGCACAGAAGAAGCCGCCAUUGUAGAAGCACCAAAUGAUCUCACAUAGACCAGCAAGCGAUAUGGCGACAGCAGUCGCAGGCAACGACCGUUUACGAGACAUGCAUGGGUCGAGAUGACAACCUUGUCUUGGAGGGAGGGGAGGACAGAGAGAUAUCUUAUCUUCGAAUGUGCUUUAAGCUUUAGUAGUUAAGAGCUUUUCAUUCUUAUCUUUUUAAGUAUAUUGUUUUCUUAAAUGCAAAAGUUAAUGACCAUCAUAAACAGAGUUUUUUUCUUUUUGAGUAACUUUUUAUUAUAAUGAACGUUGUUAUAACACAAAGUGAACAAAUUCUGCAUUCUUUUGUAUUGACAUUUAUGUACUUCAUCGGGUUUCAAUAGUUUCUACAGAUUGUUAAGUCAAUUAGAAAUAACUUA